CGUGAGCAGGUCAUUAAUCUUGACUUUGUUUAGCCUCUUUUCUUAUUCAUUUACUCUUUUCUAUGCCUUUUUAAUUGAUUGUUUUAUCUUACUAAUUUGUUAACCAGGUAAGCCCACUGGGCAUGUGUCCCUUUCAGAUGCGACAUGGAAGCACUUAUCUUUUAACAAGCUAUAAAUGUCAUCAUUUUUUACUUAGUUACAGGUUUUAAUAGGUCUCCACAGUUUGAAUAGUAAGAUGUUGCAAAGGCUGUGUGUUAUAUUGCUGAUUUUGUCACAACAUACCUUCUUCUCUGUUCUCCUUAAAAUGUUGAUCUUAGAGUGGAUGACGUCUGGGACAUGAGGAGUUAAUAGCCAGAUCAGUCCUGAUACAGUGUGCUGAGAAGCAGCCGUUACUAGAAAGCUGAAGAUGAAGGGAACAUGCACAGCAAUGCUGCUUCAGAGCAAGUAAAGGACGGGUGAUAGAAAGGCUGAAAGACCGAUGGUUUUACAUCAUGUGCUUGCUGCCUCGACUCCUGCUAAAGUAGCACAGCAAACCUUAUGAACGGAGGUUAAAAGGGAAUGCUGUCUUUGUCCUGCUUACAGGGAUUCUCGAAUGUAGUAACUGUCAUGCACUCUGCUUAUCUACUCUUGAGACAUCGGCACUGAAGCACAAACUAUUGAUAACUACCACAUUCUUGCUGAAAAAGGUGAUUCACUCAAUGAAGCCCGCAUCAGAACUGGCAAUGUCAGAAAACUGGAAUGUUUCCAAGAACCAUAAUCUUAUAACUGGAAGCAUUAUCGUGCCGGUGGUCUUCUCACUUAUAUUUCUGCUGGGAACAGUGGGGAAUGGACUGGUGCUAGCAGUGCUGCUCAGAAAUGGACAGAUGAAAUACAACACCACAAAUCUCUUCAUCCUAAACCUCAGUGUAGCGGAUCUGUGCUUUAUCAUCUUCUGUGUCCCCUUCCAGGCCACUAUCUAUACCUUGGAUGGUUGGCUAUUUGGGACUUUCAUGUGCAAGACAGUCCACUUUUUCAUCUACCUCACAAUGUAUGCCAGCAGCUUUACACUGGCUGCUGUGUCUAUGGACAGAUAUCUAGCAAUUCGAUACCCACUGAAAUCCAGAGACCUUCGAACAUCACGCAAUGCAGCCAUAGCUAUUGGCAUAAUCUGGGCAAUGUCCAUCCUUUUUGCAGCACCAUAUCUCAGCUAUUACCAGGUCAUUCUCUACAACAGAGUACCCAUCUGUGUUCCAAUUUGGGAAGAUCAGCGCCGCAAGAUUAUGGACGUUUCAACCUUUGUGUUUGGAUUCUUAAUUCCAGUAAUCAUCCUUUCCAUCACAUAUGCUAGGACUAUUAAAUUUCUUUGGACAUCUGUUGACCCAAUAGAAACAAUAUCUGAAUCUCGUAAGGCCAAGCGAAAGGUCACUAAGAUGAUAAUUAUUGUUGCAGUUCUCUUUUGUAUCUGCUGGCUUCCUCAUCAUGUGGUUAUCUUGUGCUUCUGGUUUGGUCACUUCCCCUUCAACAAGGCCACUUAUGCCAUCAGAUUGGUUUCACACUGCAUGUCAUAUGCUAAUUCCUGCCUCAAUCCGAUUGUCUAUGCCUUGAUUUCCAAACAUUUCCGUAAGAGGUUUAAGCAAGUGUUUACAUGCCUGCUGAAGAAGAAGGCUACCAACAAGGUCCAUGUGGUUCAUGUUGCCAAUACAGUGACUGGGUUCUAUGCUGGAACCACUGAAAUCUCUCAGAUAAAUGAAGACAAUGCAAAGGUGUGCCAGGUUGUAAGGACAGAUGCAGAUGCUUCAGGCAGCUCUGAAAGUGCUGGACUACAAAAUGAUGCCCAGCUUCCAUUUAGGGACCUCGAGCAGCAAAAACCAGUGUGAAAUGUACAAAUAUGCAGAAAAAAUGCCUUAGUACUAUCCCUAAUGCAUGUUUCUUGGAGGGGCCAGAAACAGCAUCGCACUCAGUUCCUGCACAUAAAAUUGUGGGAUCUGUUAAACAGAAUGUUAGGGUGAUUUGAUUUGAUUUCAGAUAAGGUCAUUGAGGAAAAACAUUUAAUAAUACUUUUAUUGAAGCAGGUGAUUUUUUUGACUUCUGCCAAAUGUAUAUAACCAACUUAUUUAAAUAUAUUUGCUUUAAAAAAAUUAAAACUCGAACUGUUUAGCUGCAACAUGUGUAAGACAGUCAAGCCUUGUAGUGUCAUGCUGCAGAGUGGGUAGAAACUUACCUUCAGCUAUUAGUCAUUGUGCAUGUCUUUCUAGCACGCUUGGGCAUUUGUUCUGUAGGCAGUGCUUAUUUAAAUUAGAGAAAGUGUCCUCACUUAUGUUAGCCAUGAUUGCGUUUUUCUAGCAUGAUGCAUUCUUUACUUUGUUAACUCAUGUCUUAAGGUGUUUACUGAUUCAUACUAAUAUGUUCCUGUCUUUUCAUGCCAAGGGCUUUUAUGUCAUAAAGGUAAUUUGGUUCUACUUUCAUAUCACAGUUAAAAAUCUCUUGAAAUUGAUAAGGACUGUAGCCCGAUAUUAUAUAUCCCCAGGUAAGCUGUUGCCAUAACCACCUUAAUAUGGAGCUAGUGUGUCGUUUAAUCGCUUCCACUUCAUAUGGGCAAAAAUGUAACAUCAUGCCAGUUAUAUUUUCUGUGUUAUUGUCAGACACAUUUUAAAAUAUUAAAAUGUGAAAAUGUUAUAUUUCAAACAGUGCCAAAUAUUAACAAGCACAGAACGUCUGUUUUCAAAAAGACUAAAUAUGCAUUACUUUUUCCUUUUCUUUCACACAUAGCAGUAUACUGAAAGUGCAGACAACUUGCUUAAAAACUGAUCCAAAAAAAAAAUAAUAACUUUAAUUUAAAAUUCUGUAAUCAUUGCAGAACAUCAUGAAGUUUUACAAUCCAUUUGUUUUGGGAAAGUGUUCCAUUUUCCCCAUGUUACACGAUAUUUUGUGUAGGAUAUGAGUGGGAAUACAAAAUCAAAAAACGAAUAAACUCUCUAACAGGAUAUCGUUUUUUCUGUUAGUAGGUACCGAUGCAACAUGUGCUCACAAGAACUAAUUGCUGAAAUUCUGUAAUAUUUUUUGUAAGAACAUGCCAUCUCAAAGUCAGAAAGUAAUAAAGCCAAGACUAUAACCCACGUAACCUGGGACUGAUUACUGGCCUGGGCACUGAAGGAAAUUAUGUGCAGAAUGAGAGAGAAAGAGAGGAGCAAUGAGGCAUGGUCUGCUAACCUUCCUUAGUGGAAAGGGGGCAGAUGUAUGAAUAUAUAUAUAUAUAUAUAUAUAUAUAUAUAUAUAUAUAUAUAUAUAUAUAUAUAUGCAUGGGGUUUGCUUUCCAUAUUAUUAUAUGCAAAAGAGGCCAGAGAUCAUACAAAGGCACUUGCUGCAAGGGAGGAAGGGACUUUGAGGAUUUUGUUACUCACAGAAGCAGGUAAUGCUCCUUGCAAUAGCCCAUUUCACAUCCUCUGUUACAUUCCAGUGGGCAUUCACAAGAUGGGAAACAUAGGGUAUAACAAGAAAACUCCUCUUAUCCCUGCUUGGAUGAUGGUGCUAUUGCACCAAAAAUAAGAAUGAAAGGGUAACAGCAGCUACUUUGGUAGCUUGACUGGAUGAUGGAAAUCAGAAGAAAAAAUACUCAUUUUAUUAUUUUAAUGAUUAUACAGGUAGAAAAAUGUUACAAACAUCGAUUGUCUCGUUUUCAAAUCAUUUUGAUUCAGAAUAACAAAAAUAACUUUGGAACAUGUUUUAUACAUUUUUGAAUACAUAGCAAACAUAAUAUAAACUGGAAACAUUUUAUAGCCCUGUCCAAAUUCUGGAUCCUUUUCUGCAUAGCAUAAGUAAACUAAUAAUUGUCUGAUUCAUGUGUGUUAUUAAUCACCUAUGUUUUUGAUUAUGCAUUCAGUGUAGAACAGUCUGGGUAAACAUGCAGAAUCCAAAGUAGUGAAUGAUUUAAAUGAGUUUGUGCUGAAAAUGCUUUAAUUUACAGAAUACAUGGCCUGCAGUCACUGAGUAUCUGAUGAACUACAAAAUAUCAGUUUUAAUGGUAUUAUUCUAGUCUGUUGUACAAAAAGAAUGUGCCCACAAAAUGUAUCUGCUGAACAGUAUAUAUCUGCCGAUAAGCUAAAAUGCACAGCUUCCAUGUGGUAUUUGACCUGCAGUUAAACUAACACUGGGCAAUGUACCUUAAGAUGGAUUGUAACUCAUAGGUGAAGCAGUGAUUAGAAGCGUGCAGUGUAACUGUUUGAGUAACACUCACACCUGAUUCAAGGGAAUGCAUUCAUACCACUGCCAAGUUUAUCAAAAGGCUAACUGCAUUUUCUUCCCAAUAAAGAAGCAGCAUUUACAUGCAUAACUGUGA
Protopterus annectens (West African lungfish) is the source of this 4315-nucleotide messenger RNA. RefSeq names its product galanin receptor 2b-like. The transcript has 3 exons. Gene Ontology annotation, cellular component: membrane. The record is from RefSeq and is a predicted model, not a curated record. Gene Ontology annotation, molecular function: G protein-coupled receptor activity. Bases 699 to 1856 code for a protein of 385 amino acids. Gene Ontology annotation, biological process: G protein-coupled receptor signaling pathway. Lineage: Eukaryota; Metazoa; Chordata; Ceratodontiformes; Protopteridae.